GUAGCUGGUCAAAUCUAUGUUUAACUGACACACAAUAACGAUAGGACGCCUACAAGAUAAGAGGAACGAGCCGUAAUAUAUCACCGUACCAGGAAGAUGUAUUGUGUCGGUAACUUUAUAAUAGCUAACUUGUUGAUAAGUGUUGGUUUAACAAUAUCUGAAGCGUGUCCCCAAGGCUGGGUACAAGGGCCGAGAAGUUGUUAUUUCUUCAGUCAGUUUGGAGGGACAUGGGCAGACGCCAACAGUGUCUGUCAGGGUUUCCAUGGCAAACUAGCGGAACCAGUUGAGGAAGAUUCUUACCAAUUUCUGUCCAGCGUCUCCAAAAACGAAACAUCGUAUCACAGACCAUUCUUCCUCGGCGGAAGUGACAUGUUUGUGGAAGGCAUAUGGAUGUGGUCAACGACUAAAUCUCUAAUUUCCAAAAUUCACUGGGUCCCUGGAGGACCGCAUGACUCAGUUAAUGACGAGGACUGUCUAACUCUUAUCGAGGGAAGCCUGAAUGACGUCACCUGCACAUCAAACAACUGGUUUAUCUGUGAGCUGGAGUCAGAAGAGGAGAUUCCAGAAGUAAUCGGCUAAUUUGAUAUCGACAAUUGAAUGUGAAUCGCAAUUAAAAUAAACUGCCUGUAUUUUA
This is a messenger RNA of Pecten maximus, 634 nucleotides long. Its product is annotated as perlucin-like protein. The transcript is spliced from 5 exons. Lineage: Eukaryota; Metazoa; Mollusca; Bivalvia; Pectinida; Pectinidae. Gene Ontology annotation, molecular function: signaling receptor activity. The record is from RefSeq and is a predicted model, not a curated record. Bases 97 to 579 code for a protein of 160 amino acids.